AUGGCGUGGCUACAGUCUGGUGGGUUCCUUAUCGCCAUUAUACAGGCAGAAGAGCUUUUAAAAACGUCACUAACCAGGGGCGGGUAUUUCAAUAGGCUUAUUGCGACACUCGGCGCAAAGUCGACCACCAGAAAGGUGAAUAGAAAGGCCAUCUUAGACGUGGACGUGCCCAAGGCCUGUGAUAUGAUUAUCCGCCCAGAUGCCCCAAUGGCACUAAGAUUACAAGGAAACUUGCUUUACGGGAUAUCAAAAGUUUAUCAUCAACAAUGUGGAUACGCCCUCAUCGAUGCCGAGGCGACAAAGGAUCGGAUGAGGACCAUGUUGAGAGUUAUUCAUAAUGCCGGGCUCGAUCCAGAUGCUGGAAAGGCCAGGCCAGAUCAACUCGUGCUGCCCCAUGAUCCAACAUUUAUCCCAGAGCUUAUGCUUCCAGGGCUAAACGUCGAUCUAUCGGCCUUAAACCUGGGUUUGGAAUGGGACUCUCCUCGUAAAUCCAGCCUGAUACCAAGCUCUUUACCACGCUCAAUGGCUUCCAAUCGGUCCGCUGCUGAGCAAGUGCAACUAAACCUUCCAUCCUCAGAAAUCGGUGGUAUUCAAAUGGCAGACGGGUUCGGGUAUAUGAGUGAAUUGAGCAGUGCGAUAAAGGAGCCUCAAGUAGAACUUCCGCCCUAUCUUGGUGAUGAAGCAGGCGUACUAUUGCAGCCAGACUUUGAAUUUGAUGGCGAUGGAAACAUAAUAGAGCUAUCCCCAAAGAAAGCCACAGAGCCCCAUGGCGGUGGGGAAAGUGAUAUCCAAGUGAGGGAUGACCGUCUGAGCGUCAUGAGGAAUACAGCCAUCGACUUCCAUGACGAUGGCAACCAGCUUGAUGGAGAUAUCCAAAUGCCUGAUAUUGAUGUGAUCCAGGGCGGGAGAGCUGGGGGUUUGCUGGCAUCUGACGGCCCACUGCAUGCGCGAGAACAAGGGAGCGAUCCUGACUACUCUCAUAUGCACGAUAUAUCCUCAAACCCGGGUGAAGUCAAGGCACGCUUCAGGCAACGACAUCCAAGGAUGUUCGGAAUAGACGAGCCCGCCGAGCUCAGGAACUCUGACCUAGCACAAUGGAAUUCAGAUUAUGCACAAAACAUGGUUGCUGCCGCCAAAGCAAAAUCGCACAACAAGCUUAUUACCAUUGCCAAAAAGAACGCUGCCUUCUGGGUCUUGGGCUCAGGAAUUGGGGCGGUAGGUGUCGGGCUAGGAGCAGGAGCAGUGCUACAUCCAUUAGCUGCAUUUUCCGGCGACCAGCUACUAGCAUCGUUGACAGGUGCCCCUUGCAAGCAGAGGUGUAGAAAGCGAAGCCAUGGUGAAACGGAUACCAACUAUGACAGUGACGGAUCUGCGGGAAAGAGGGCUCGCGCGAGAAAUGGCGACCCUGAAAUUGGCCUUAAUGAAGGUAUAGAAGCAGACGAUGGCCCCGGUCUGAUAGUUGAAGAUAUCGAGGUCGGCCGACGGGCACCGGCGCCACUUCGUGAUGAUGAUUUAUCCCACAUGCCAUGGAACAUCACAGCGUCUAUAAAGAGCUCAGCUCGGGGUUCAUCGGUGUACUCGCGCCAGAUUUUCGCAAGCGGCGGUCUGUUCUCAAGCAUAGGAGGGCCACGUUCUAUCGUGAGCCCCGGACCAGAUGGCGCCCCGUCCAUUGCCAAUGCAGCCUUUCGUCGAGGGAGACUCCGAAGUGCAAGUCCACUCGCUGGCCGCGGAGGCAUGCUAAACAUCCAGCUGCCAAGUGAUCAGGAUGUCGAUAUGGACACCUUUAGUGGAAUAGACGCAGCUCAGUUCAUCGACGAAGACGGCCAGCUCGGAGAGCAGCCGGAGAAGGAAGGUGUCCAGAAGCCCAAAUGGCUGAGUAGCAGCCUUGACCAGGAAACCGUCAACUUCUACGAGUAUCUGAAGUCUCGAAUUGAGGAGGACCUAGAGGCCGGAGCUGGAGUUCCAGGGGUAUCAUUCACCUCGCUUCUCCCCCCCGAAUUGAGCUCUCGUAUCAUCGCGACACAGGCACUACUGCACGUCCUGACCCUGGCGACGAACGGGGCUCUUCGAGUGAAGCAGGAGGUUGCCAGCAGUCCAAGGAGCGUGCAAGACACGGGGGACAUCUUUAUGGUGCUUGGUAGCUGA
Arthroderma uncinatum is the source of this 2145-nucleotide messenger RNA. Its product is annotated as Rad21/Rec8 N terminal domain-containing protein. Gene Ontology annotation, cellular component: cohesin complex; synaptonemal complex. Lineage: Eukaryota; Fungi; Ascomycota; Eurotiomycetes; Onygenales; Arthrodermataceae. The record is from RefSeq and is a predicted model, not a curated record. The transcript is spliced from 5 exons. Bases 1 to 2145 code for a protein of 714 amino acids. Gene Ontology annotation, molecular function: chromatin binding; protein binding. Gene Ontology annotation, biological process: replication-born double-strand break repair via sister chromatid exchange; mitotic sister chromatid cohesion; synaptonemal complex assembly.